Molecule: messenger RNA, 645 nt
Organism: Entrophospora sp. SA101
Lineage: Eukaryota; Fungi; Glomeromycota; Glomeromycetes; Entrophosporales; Entrophosporaceae
Source: the annotation of a GenBank genome assembly
AUGCCAAAGUCAAAGUUAAAUGAAAGAGAAGAAAGAGAAGAAGAAAUUAUUCAAUAUAUUGACCCAGUUGAAACAAAUAUCAUACCAGCAUUUUCAACAUCCUCUGACAUAAAUUUAUCAUUUGGAUACAUCGAAACAUUCAAUUCUCUUUUCACGAGUCAUCAUCAUCACGAGGAACACAUAGUCUUUCCCUCAGUAUCCAAAAAAAUACCUAUCGGCGACUUUGUUGAAGAACACAAACAACUCAAUAAAUUUCUCCAUAGCUUGUCCAACUACACUUCAGAAGUUAAAAAUAAGAAAACGACUUAUGAACCAUCAAAAAUAGUGGACUUGAUGACGAAAAUAAGUAAACUCAUUCUUCCUCAUUUAAAAAACGAAGAAGUCACCUUUUCAGUUGAAGCUUUGCGAAAAAAUUUUACAGAGCAAGAACUUGAAAAAAUUCAAAAACAAAUCAAAGAUGCAGUUAGAAAAGAUGGCGGGUUAACUACUAUUCUCCCAUUUAUACUCUUACACUUGCCUCAAGAAGAUAGAGAUAUCAUGCUUUAUAGUAAAAUGCCUUGGUUUGUAAAAUCACUUCUUCUUCCUUAUGUAAUUGUCAGAUGGAAUCAAGGAUAUUGGAAAUAUGCAAAAUAUCAACAUCUAUAA